Molecule: messenger RNA, 921 nt
Organism: Antrostomus carolinensis (chuck-will's-widow)
Lineage: Eukaryota; Metazoa; Chordata; Aves; Caprimulgiformes; Caprimulgidae
Product: YTH domain-containing protein 1-like
Exons: 4
Source: RefSeq, a predicted model, not a curated record
GUGAGUUAAAUUUGUUCAUGGAAGGAUCCAGCACACCCCAGAGUCAACAAAAGAUGAGUUACAGGAGAUCCCAGUUGAGAGUGUCUGUAAUGAAAAGGACUCAUUUGGACCUUCCCCCUUCAGCAGUGAUGAACUAUGGUGAACUAAAUGUUCUGGAUGACAUUUUGACCGAUGCUCCUGACCAAGAUGAUGAGUUGUAUAACCCUGACAGUGAGCAAGAUAAAAGCGAGAAAAAGGGAUCAAAAAGGAAAACUGACAGGAUGGAAAGCGCUGAAAGCAAGAGACAAAAACCUUCUGUGCAUUCAUCAAGGCAGAUGAUGCCAAAGCCUCCUAGUUCAUCAGUUAGCAAUAACAAGAGAAUAGUGAGUACGAAAGGAAAACCAGUAUCAGAGUACAAGAACGAGGAGUACCAGAGGUCUGACAGAAACAAGCGCCCAGAUGCUGAUCGAAAGAUGCGCAUGUCGAGCAGCUCCAGGGAACCUUACAAAGGACAACCAGAAAAAACUUGCAUGAGGAAGAGGGAUAUUGACAGAAGGGCGAAGUCUUCUACACCAGAUGGUUCAGAGAGAAUCAGGCAUGAUGUGGAUAGAAGACCAAGCAGAUCCAGCCAUUCUUCUAAAGAAGAGGUGAACUCUGAGGAAUAUUGUUCAGAUCAUGAGACUGGCAGUAGUGGUUCCUCUGAACAAGGCAAUACAGAGAAUGAGGAGGAGGGAAUGGAAGAGGAGGAAGAUGAUGAAGGGGAGGAGGACGAAGAAGUGGAGGAAGAUGGGGAGGAGGAUGAAGAAGAGUAUGAACAGGAUGAGAGAGAUCAGAAGGAAGGAAAUGACUAUGACACACGAAGUGAAGCCAGCGAUUCUGAGUCUGAAUCCGCCUCUUUCACAGAUGGGUCAGUCAGAUCUGGGUCUGGUUCAGAUGCAUCAG